This is a messenger RNA of Pseudozyma hubeiensis SY62, 1683 nucleotides long. RefSeq names its product histone acetyltransferase. Lineage: Eukaryota; Fungi; Basidiomycota; Ustilaginomycetes; Ustilaginales; Ustilaginaceae. The record is from RefSeq and is a predicted model, not a curated record. The transcript has a single exon. The coding region runs from base 1 to 1683 and encodes 560 amino acids. Gene Ontology annotation, molecular function: histone acetyltransferase activity. Gene Ontology annotation, biological process: regulation of DNA-templated transcription.
AUGGCUCCCCGUCCACAAAAGUCGACGAGCGGCACGCCCGGCGGCGCAGGCACCCCCGUUCCCGACGAGGGUCCUCAAAUCAGUCCUGGAGGCACGUAUGGAUUGGAAGAUGUCAUUGUAGGAUGCAAAGCUUUCGUCCAAAAGCCAGACGUUGUUACAGGCGAGAUGGAGGAGAGACAAGCCGAGAUUCUUUCGAUUCGCGAGAAGCCGAAACCUCGCCUCACCAAGAAGCAGCAAGCCGAGCUGGCAGACAAGCCGGUCCCCACGUUGGAGGAGAAGCUCGAGUACUAUGUUCACUAUUGCGAGUUCAACAAGCGUCUCGAUGAAUGGGUUAGCGGCACCCGUCUCGUCACUUCCCGCGAGCUCGAGUGGCCGAAGAAGGAGUCCGCCAACGACAAGACCAAGCGCAAGGUCGUUCGGACGGGCAGCGGCACCACAACACCCUCGACACCGCUCACACCGACCGGCAAGACCAACCGAGGCGCUCCUUCCACCAACCUUCUCAAAAAAGCCGCCGCCCAGGCAGCAAAGAACGUCCAGGGCGAAGCUGGCCUCGAAACACCGCAGAAGCGCAAGGCAGGCUCUGACCGUGCCGACUCGGUCGAUGCAGAUGCCGACGGUGAAGACGAUGAAGACGGCGCUGUCGUGGCUAUGGAGAUGCUCGGCGCCAAUGACCAGGACGAGCAGGAUGACGUCGCUUCAGCUAGCAACGGCGGCCUUACCGCUUCCAUCAACGCCAACCGUCCACAAAGCAACCUCAGCAUGAAGCAAGAGAUCGAGAAGCUGCGCACGUCAGGGUCCAUGACUCAGCAAGUAGUGUCCGAGGUUGCUAGGGUAAAGAACUUGAACAAGAUCCAGAUGGGAAAGUCCGAAGUCGAAACGUGGUAUUUCAGUCCCUACCCGAUCGAAUACGCCCACAUCGACACCCUCUACAUCUGCGAGAUGUGUCUGUCGUACUUCGAAUCUUCCUUGGCCCACAAGCGCCAUCGAAGCAAGUGCACGCUUUUGCAUCCACCCGGCAACGAGAUCUACCGGCACGAGGACAUCUCGUUCUUUGAGAUCGAUGGAAGACACCAGAGGACGUGGUGUCGCAAUUUAUGUCUUCUCAGCAAGUGCUUCCUCGACCACAAAACGCUCUACUACGACGUCGACCCAUUCCUCUUCUACUGUAUGGUCAGGCGCGACGAUCUGGGCGGUCACCUUGUCGCGUACUUCAGUAAGGAAAAAGAGAGCCACGAAGGCUACAACCUUGCUUGCAUCUUGACACUGCCCCAACAUCAACGUCACGGCUACGGAAAGCUCCUCAUCGAGUUCUCCUACGAACUCAGCAAGAUCGAAGGCAAGCUAGGCAGUCCAGAAAAGCCGCUUAGUGACAUGGGUCUUGUCACGUACCUCUUCUGGUGGCGUUUUGUCAUUGUCGAGCUGCUCCUCAAGACGGAGGAGGACAUCAGCAUCGAAGAGAUCGCACAGAAGACCUCUUUCACACCUGCUGAUAUCCUCCUUACGUGCACAACGAACAACAUGAUCAAGCAAUAUCAGGGCAAGCACAUGCUCGUCCUCUCUGACGCUCUCCUCGCCCAGCACGACCGCGCAGCAAAGCGAGCGAGUCGUCGCAUCGAGCCUUCUCAGAUCAGAUGGACACCACCCCGUUUCACAAGAGGGCAGUUGAGCUUUGGCUGGUGA